Messenger RNA from Funneliformis caledonium, 149 nucleotides. The record is from the annotation of a GenBank genome assembly. NCBI's taxonomy places the organism in Eukaryota, Fungi, Glomeromycota, Glomeromycetes, Glomerales, Glomeraceae.
CUCGAUUAACAGCGCCAAAUCCAGCUAUUCAACAUUGGAGAACUCAUCAAAAGGCAUUGCAUUUUAAACAAUUUCCAAAUCUGGGUUGCAAAUCUAUAAAAGGAAGACAAGCAAAAUUAUUUCCAAAAUUGGAGAUGUGUUCAAGUUAA